Molecule: messenger RNA, 2038 nt
Organism: Amphiprion ocellaris (clown anemonefish)
Lineage: Eukaryota; Metazoa; Chordata; Actinopteri; Pomacentridae
Gene: nansa
Product: N-acetylneuraminic acid synthase a
Exons: 6
Coding region: 114-1193 (359 amino acids)
Biological process (GO): carbohydrate biosynthetic process
Molecular function (GO): N-acylneuraminate-9-phosphate synthase activity
Source: RefSeq, a predicted model, not a curated record
AAACGCUCCGGUCGUCUCCUCCACUCAUGACUCACCGCUGUCCGCUGCCUCCACUUCUCCGCUAGAUUCUUACUUUCUCAGGUCGCGUUUUCUUUCCAUCUCUGUCUUCAAAAAUGCCUCUAAAGUUUGAGCUGUGUCCGGGCCGAAUGAUCGGCGGCAACAAUCCGUGUUUCAUCAUAGCUGAGAUCGGACAGAACCACCAGGGAGACAUUGAGAUUGCCAAGAAAAUGAUCAAAAUGGCAAAGGACUGUGGUGCAGAUUGUGCCAAAUUCCAGAAGAGUGAAUUGGAGUACAAAUUCAACAAGCGAGCCUUGGAGCGUCCUUACACCUCCAAACACUCCUGGGGAAAAACUUAUGGUGAACACAAGCGCCACCUGGAGUUCAGCCAUGAGCAGUACAGAGAGCUGCAGAAGUAUGCGGAGGAGGUGGGGAUCUUCUUCACCGCUUCAGGGAUGGAUGAGAUGGCAGUGGAGUUUCUGCAUGAGCUCAAUGUUCCUUUUUUCAAAGUGGGCUCUGGAGACACCAACAACUUCCCUUACCUGGAGAAAACUGCCAAGAAAGGGCGUCCCAUGGUGGUGUCCAGCGGGAUGCAGUCCAUGGAGACCAUGCGUCGCGUCUACAAGACGGUGAAGCAGCACAACGAGAACUUUGCCAUCCUACAGUGCACCAGCGCCUAUCCUCUGGAGGCCGAAGAUGUCAACCUCAGAGUGAUCACGGAGUACCAGAAGGAGUUUCCAGAUAUUCCCAUUGGGUAUUCUGGCCACGAAUCUGGAAUCAGCAUUUCGGUGGGGGCUGUAGCUUUGGGGGCGAAGGUCGUCGAGCGUCACGUAACUUUGGACAAGACGUGGAAAGGAAGCGACCACGAAGCCUCUCUGGUGCCGUCUGAGCUGGCCGAGCUGGUUCGUUCCAUCCGACUGGUGGAGAGGGCGCUGGGCAGUGGCAUCAAGAAGAUGUUACCCUGUGAGAAGCCGUGCCAUGACAAACUGGGAAAGUCGGUGGUGGCCAAGGUGAAGAUCCCCAAAGGAACAGUCCUGACUGUGAGCAUGCUGGCGGUGAAGGUGGCCGAGCCGAUGGGCGUCGCCGCUGAGGACAUCUUCCAGCUGGUCGGUAAAACCGUGACAGAAGAUGUGGAGGAGGACGAGAGCGUCACACCUGAAGUGGUGGAGAGUUACGGCAAGAAGGCGAAGUGCUGAGAGUGGAGGAGAGGUUUGAAACUGGUAAACAAAGGCACUUAAUUUGAGGAGACAUUUAAUUGAUUCCUGUGGGGAUAAUUUAGGAAGAACUCAAGAUGACACACUGAGGAGGGUCGAGAUAAUUUUGCCUGGUACAGCAGAGAUUUCUGAUAUUUAAGCCACAGAUCAUCAGUAAUUUGUUAUGGAAUUCAGCAGUCCUUUUGAGCAUGAUAGCUUAAAUGUUAGUGGUAGCUCAUUCUCGCUCUUAGUUCUUGUUAGCCAAAACAUUUUUACAUUCUCUAAGAGCUGCCUUAACAUAAAAUGCAAACUUUCUGGCAAACCGGCCUGUUGACAAGUCCAGAUGUUCAGUAGUACUUUCAGCUCUGUGGUCAGAAUCAGUGCAGUGAUGACAGAUGUUACUGUGGCCUGAACAUUCCUUACAGUACGAUUUCAACCUGCAGAGAAGAGAUUAAAUGAAUACUGAAUACAUUUAGGUGAAGCUGCUGUUGUUCGUCUCAUCACACAGUAGAGCCUGUUUGUCCAGCAGUUCACCUAAAGUAGUACCAGAAAGGGCUUGUAUUCGUACGACUUCUUUGAGUGAAGCCAAACACAUGCAGUCAAAUCAAACCUUGUCAGAUUCAACUCUAAGAGCGAAUCUGCAUCAGAUUUACUAAACUCUAUGAAUGCCUUAUUUUUGUGGACACGGCCUAAUCUUUUUUGAUCAACUCCUCCCGUCUUAGUUCUGCAACCAACAACAUCCUCUAAUCGUGACUUCUACCUGAAGGACGUUAGUUUACUUGUGUAAAUGUUUAUAUCUGUUCAGAUCUGUGAUGAAGCCUCCAAAUAAAAUUCUGCUCAAAUGUUAA